This is a messenger RNA of Caretta caretta (loggerhead turtle), 2899 nucleotides long. It is a transcript of the gene TCAIM, whose product is annotated as T cell activation inhibitor, mitochondrial. Gene Ontology annotation, cellular component: mitochondrion. NCBI's taxonomy places the organism in Eukaryota, Metazoa, Chordata, Testudines, Cheloniidae. The record is from RefSeq and is a predicted model, not a curated record.
GCUGGAGAAAUGCGCGAGGUGACGCGGCUGCGCGCGACCCCGGACCAGCGCGCGACCCGGAGCGUGGGCGGAGCCGGAGGAGGAACCGGCCCGGGAGGUGGGAAGGUGACGGCGGCGACCCCGCCCCUCAGGCCGCUCCUCCUCCUCCCUGUCGGGAGCGGGGGGCGGGUCACUAGUGUCAGGUCCCUGCGCCCGUGCCCCGCGAUGGGGACCGAGCCCCGGCAGGCGGGGGCCGCUGUCACGACGCUGAGGUUGUAUCUGGAGAAAAUAUUGCUACAGUGGGUUCUUCAGGCAAGACCUUUGUCAGGGGCUGAAGUCUUCAAUGCUCUCAGACCUUUCUAUUUUGCUGUGCAUCCAGAUUUCUUUGGCCAGCAUCCCAGAGAGAGGGAAAUCAAUGAAAACUCUCUUAAGAGGUUAAAUGGCUAUUUGGAGAAUCUCCAGAAACCAGGAUUUAAGUCUUUUAAGCCAACUCAACUCACUUUUUACGUGAGAGAGAGAGAGCAAAACUCUUCUGAUGUCCAAGAAUCCUUCAGUGCUGCAGGUUUUCGAGCCGUCAGUUUUACUUUGCACACCAGGGACUUACUAAGCACAGUAUUAGACAUUCUCAACUCCUGCAGCUUAUCUACUGAGCAUGUCCAAAGCGUGAACUCUCAACCUCACAAAGAAGUAAAAGGGACGUUUUAUAGGCCUAUCAAAUGGGACAAGACUUAUUAUUCAUUUACUGGAUUCAAGGAUCCUGAGGAAGAACUAGAACAAGCCCAGAGGGUGGAAAUUACUCUAAUCUCCUGGUUAGAUAAUAGUGAAAAAAGUGCAGUAAAGAAGCUGAGAAACAGCUUACCACUUAGGGAAGAAUUAAACCGUUUAAAAGAUGAACUCACUCAUCAGCUACAGCUCUCUGAUAUCAGAUGGCAAAGAAGCUGGGGUAUUGCCCAUCGUUGUAGCCAGCUACACAGUCUAGGUCGUUUAGCUCAGCAGAGUCCAGAAGUACUAAGGAACGUUAAAGGACAUACAGUAGUAUUCACGGACUGUUCAGGUAUGAGUGCAACAGGCCACGUCAUGCUAGGCACAAUGGAUGUUCACCACCACUGGAUCGAAAUUUUUGAGAGAUUGCCUAGCUAUUAUAAACUUCAAAAGAAGAUGCUGCUUUUGGAGGACCGUAUAAGUCAUCUUCUAGGAGGCAUACAAAUAACAUACAUUGAAGAACUGCAACCACUGCUAACUCUUGAAGAGUAUUACACCACUCUUGAUGCUUUUUAUAAUAGAUUGCUAAACAGUAGGCUAUCAUUUCACCCUCGUAGUCUGCGUGGCUUGCAAAUGAUUCUAGAAAGUGAUAAGUAUGCUCCAAGCUUGCAUGAACUUGGUCAUUUUAACAUCCCAACAAUGUGUGAUCCAGCAACCCUUCAGUGGUUUAUUAUUACCAAAGCACAGCAAGCAAGAGAGAAUCUGAAAAGAAAGGAAGAGUUGACAGUGAUGGAAAAAGAGCUAAUCAGUGCUUCCACUGAAAAAUUUUCUCUGAAACAACUGUAUAAGGAGCCAAGUAUUUCACAUGCACAGAUGAUAGAUUGUUGUAAGCGACUGCUGGAAGAAUCGCUCCCAUACCUGCAAGGCAUGCACCUCUGCAUUUCACACUUUUAUUCAGUGUUGCAAGAUGGAGACCUCUGUAUCCCUUGGAACUGGAAAAGCUGAGGCCUGUCUAAUAGGCAGAGGAACUGUCUAUUUUCACUAAGAAGCUAUAAACAUGAAUUAUUUUCUUUUAGAGUAAAUUAUUUAAAUUUGUAUUUUGAUAUCAGUAUUCUGACUAAGCCAAGAAUUUUCCUUUUAAUUGCUGCUCAGAAAGUAGAACUUCAGUUCUUGACAGCUUACUGAAUAAUGUACAGUAUAGCUAGUUCAUGCAUAAAAUUCUGUAUGGUUUCCAUACUCCUCUUGAAGUCCCAUCAUAGGGAAGGGGUAAUAAAAGGGCAUUUCUGAUAGUUAAACAAAACUUUUGAAUUGGAUUUGAAGAUUACAAAAAGGGUUUUGGUUUGUUUGUCAUAUACAUGAAUAUUCCAGGAUGGAUUUUGUAAAGUUCAUAGAAAUUGUACCUUUAAAGCCAAGCACUAUGUACUAACUAAAGUAGGUGACUAACUCGAUUCAAAAAUUAAGAAAUAUCUUGUCAAAGUAGUUCUAGGGGCGGCAAAAGCUGUAGAAGUAAUUCUAGAGUCCUUUAUAUAUCAUUAAUUAUCUGGUGCCAAUAUUGUAGUUACAUAUUGCUGUAUAUCUUACUAUAUAAGAAAUAUAGAAGAAUGAAAAAUCCUUCAGUGUUUUUAUAUGCAGACAGGAACAGUACUUUGAACAUUUGUUUAAGAGGAGUUUAUUUUAAAUAUCAAUCCAAUAUCUGCCCAUUGGAGUAGGUGUUCACACUUAAAUAUUUGACAUCUUCUUUGUAAAUAUAUCUCCAAUCUACAUUAUUGUUACUAUCAUUUGUUACUGGAGUAUAAAAUGCAUCAAUUGUUUUUAAGUACACUGUAGCUAUGGGCAUGACUAUGAAACUCUUACUCACACUGGUGAGUGCUGAUUUGCAUGACUAGUCCCAAUGAAAUCUAGGGAUGGUAGAAGUCAGUGCGACUACUCAUAACCGUAAGUGCUCACUAAUGUAAUCGACCCUGAGGAUCAGGCAUAAUGAAUUUUAUUUAUACUUGAUAACUCCAAUAGCUGAUUGAGAGCUUAUUUUCUGAGUAAAUGUUAGACUCGUUAAAAAGCUGCUGUUUCACUGUAUUUCACACUAAAAUACACACCAUGUUUGAGUUCUACAUCUUGCGAAAUCGUCUGAAAGGAACUAGCCAGUUAACAUUUUUUGGACUUGGAUUCAUCUUUCAGAACUGGCAAAAAUACUGUAAAAUAAAUGUGUAUAAAUUAUGUA